This is a messenger RNA of Drosophila subpulchrella, 780 nucleotides long. RefSeq names its product dual specificity protein phosphatase 19 (gene Mkp). NCBI's taxonomy places the organism in Eukaryota, Metazoa, Arthropoda, Insecta, Diptera, Drosophilidae. Gene Ontology annotation, biological process: protein dephosphorylation; regulation of MAP kinase activity. The transcript has a single exon. Gene Ontology annotation, molecular function: JUN kinase phosphatase activity. The record is from RefSeq and is a predicted model, not a curated record. Gene Ontology annotation, cellular component: cytoplasm. Bases 37 to 651 code for a protein of 204 amino acids.
GUGCACUACCGAGACGCCUGCAACUAAAGCCGCGCAAUGAUACUGCUGUAUGAGCUGCAAAAGCGGCUGGCCAAUCUGAGACCCACCGCCACUGUCGUAACCACUCCCACCGGUGCCCGCUUCAUUGAGCGGCGAUCGUCCGGCAGCGAGGAGGGCACAGCCUCGAGUUCGCAGCAGUUGGAGCCGCGUCAAUAUGGCUUUGUCGUGGAUACGAAGCCCGAUGCUGUGCCCGCCUGCAUUCUGAGCGACUUUCUGUACCUCGGCUCCCAGGACGCAGUCUGCGCGGGCAAUGUUGUGAAGUACAGGAUAACGCAUAUUCUGAGCGUCGGCAUACAGACGCCGGAUGUGGAGUGGCCGACGCCAGUGAAAUGUAAGUACUUGCCCUGCCUGGAUCUGCCGGAAACCGACCUGACUCACUACGUCCUCCCCGUGUCCCUUGACUUUAUCGACGAGGCCCGCCGGUCGCAGGGUUGUGUGCUCGUUCACUGCAACGCCGGCGUUUCGCGAUCCGCCUCCGUGGUCAUUGGCUAUUUAAUGCAACGCCGGGACAUGAGCUACGAGGAUGCGUACAAUCUGGUCAAAUCCUGGAGGCCAAGCAUUCAGCCCAAUGCGGGAUUCAUGCAGCAGUUGAAGAGGUCCGCUAAAAUUUAGGGAUUGCAAUAAGCAACUUGUUUUGUUGUCUAGCUGUUUUAGCCUAAUAAGCCAUAGUUGUUGUACCAUACAACGCCCUUAACCACGAAACACUCGAGUGUUAAACAUAAACAAAGAAUGAAAUCUCUA